Pelecanus crispus (Dalmatian pelican) is the source of this 1185-nucleotide messenger RNA. NCBI's taxonomy places the organism in Eukaryota, Metazoa, Chordata, Aves, Pelecaniformes, Pelecanidae. The record is from RefSeq and is a predicted model, not a curated record.
AUGAUUGCUUUCCAGCAAAAAAUUUUAGACUUGAUCAAGUGUUUCAGAAGACAAUGGCCUUUAUUUUUAAACUCUGAAAGGACGACUGUAUGUGGAGCAGACUGCAUGCUGAUGGUGUUACAACUGUCAAUGGCUGAAGUCAAUAAGCAGCACCACGGAGAUUUCACAGUAUCACUUAGUGAUGUGUUGGAAACUUGGAAAUAUUUGUUACAUGACAAACUGGGUUUAUCAUACGAAAACAUGAAAGAACCUGAAAAUUAUGCUGACUUAAAAAAAGCCUAUCAUGCCUUCUUAGCAAGAAGCAAUAUGUUAGAUUUAAUAGACGUAUGUCAGAAGUGCUGUGGUCUUGGACUUGUAUCUGAAGAUAAAAGCAUAGACCCUGUUCAACUGUUGGAGUUUAUUUCUGGCAUAAUGAAUGGACAAGAAAAUAAUGGUUCUGUUCUUCCUACUCCUUCUACACCAGUCAAAAGUCAGGGCCAGGAGAAUGUGAAGGUGACAAUCCUGGCAAAGAAGUGUGUUUGUUCAUAUUUAAGCCUGUUGGUGAAUUCUAAGGAUGAUCUAGCAUUGGCUCAUAUUCUAAAUGUUCCUGACAGAGGACUUGGUAGAGAAGCCUUCACUAACCUCAAACAUGCCUCGCAGGAGAGAAAAAUGUCCAUUUUCCUGAUGGCAACAUCUUUUAUCCGAACUGUAGAACUUGGAGGAAGAGGCUGUGCAUCUUCAUUAUUUGAUCCUUUAAGAGUCCAUGUAAAGGAGCUUUCAAACUUUGUUAAUUUUAUUGACAAGCUGCAAGAAAUUGUUGGUGAAAUCUUAAAUCCAAGAAUCGCAGGGGGGCGAAUUCUGUCAACAGUGAAGAUGCAUUUGAUAAAAGGCCGAAGCAAUGGGGAUCCUUUCUGUCAGGCAGUAGAGGAAGUUGUACAAGAUUUGGAUUUGAAGAUUAAAAAUAUUAUCGAUUCACAACAUGAAGUCUUGACUGCCAGUACUACUGGAGUCAGUCCAGCACGGCCAAAAUUGCAUUCCAUAAAUCAUGGCACUGUGUAUUGUGGCAGAGAUACUGUAAAGGUCUUACUAGUUCUUUUGGAUGAAGAAGCUGUCAAUCCUCCUACCCAGAACAAAGCAGAACUUUUAUAUGAUGAUGAAAGCUUAAAUUUGUUUGGAAUCACCUCUGUUUUGACACUGUUCAGGUGA